This is a messenger RNA of Mustela lutreola (European mink), 942 nucleotides long. RefSeq names its product olfactory receptor 1N1. Gene Ontology annotation, molecular function: olfactory receptor activity; G protein-coupled receptor activity. The record is from RefSeq and is a predicted model, not a curated record. Gene Ontology annotation, cellular component: membrane. The transcript has a single exon. The coding region runs from base 1 to 942 and encodes 313 amino acids. NCBI's taxonomy places the organism in Eukaryota, Metazoa, Chordata, Mammalia, Carnivora, Mustelidae. Gene Ontology annotation, biological process: G protein-coupled receptor signaling pathway.
AUGGAAAACCAAUCCAGUAUCUCUGAAUUUUUCCUCCGAGGAAUAUCUGAGUCACCAGAGCAAGAGCAGUUACUGUUUGGAAUUUUCCUGUGUAUGUAUCUUGUCACCCUGGCUGGGAAUGCGCUCAUCAUCCUGGCCAUCAGCUCAGACCCACACCUCCACACUCCCAUGUACUUCUUUCUGGCCAACCUGUCUUUUGUUGACAUAGGUUUAACAUCUUCCACAGUUGUCAAGAUGCUGGCAAAUGUUCAGAGUCAGCAUCACACCAUCUCCUAUGCAGGUUGCCUCACCCAAAUGUAUUUCUUUCUGAUGUUUGGUGAUCUGGACAGCUUCUUCCUGGCUGUAAUGGCAUAUGACCGUUAUGUAGCCAUUUGCCGCCCUCUCCAGUACUCCACAGUCAUGAGCCCCCGACUCUGUGGCCUGCUGCUUGCAUUAUGUUGGGUCCUCACCCACACUGUUGCCCUGACCCAUACCCUCCUCAUGGCUCAGCUCUCCUUCUGUGUUGCUGGGGAAGUAGCUCACUUUUUCUGUGACAUAACUCCUGUCCUGAAGUUGUCAUGUUCUGAUACUCACAUCAACGAGUUGAUGGUUUUUGCCUUAGGAGGCACAGUACUCAUCAUCCCCUUUAUCUGCAUUGUCAUCUCCUACAUCCACAUUGUAUCAGCCAUCCUGAGGCUUCGAACUUCUGGCGUGGGGAGCAAGGCCUUUUCCACCUGUAGUUCCCAUCUCUGUGUUGUCUGUGUGUUCUAUGGGACGCUGUUCAGUGCUUACCUGUGCCCUGCCUCUGUUGCCUCUGAGGAGAAGGACAUUGCAGCAGCUGCAGUGUACACUGUGGUGACCCCCAUGUUGAACCCUUUUAUCUAUAGCCUAAGGAACAAGGACAUGAAAGGGGCCCUUAAGAAGCUCCUCAGUCGCAAGAGAAUUUAUUCUUCUUACAUAUAG